GUACAAGUGUUACAUAAUAUAGCCGAUACUCAUACACAUGAUAUUUGACACACAGGACAAGUAGUGAAAGUAGUCUUGGAAAAAUUAGCCUUAAAUCGAUGUCACUGGCUUUCUGUAUACAAAUGAUUGUUACUAUGUAUAAUAUUUUUUUACAUGUGAAAAAGAUUUAAAUCUUUAGUACUGUUUUUUAACUUAUGUUCGACAGUAUGAAAACGCUUAUUAUUGUCUCCACAGAAAAAAGAGACUAUAAAUGUCACUAAGAACAAUGAAAUUAUAUUUCACAUCUUAGAAGUAGGCAAAAGUUUUAAAUUUACACAAUAACAUGUAUUUUCAAAAUAUGAAAACAUUAACUUAUACUACAUCGACCAAUCUGCUUUUUUUUAUUUUGGUAAAUGGUUUUUUAUGUUCUAGAGAACAUGGUUUAUUCUGACCUGAGUACAAACAUAAACAUAACUUGGACCUCUCCAACAGAUCGAUCAAGUAUUGAUGUAAUUUUUGAUAGUCUCGUAGACACACAGAAAAAAAAAAUUGUGAAUGAAAUUCCAAUAGAUAAUUCCCAGAAAUACAGGUAUCUGAAUAAAAAUGGCUUGAGCAUUCAGUUUAUAUUACAAGACGUUUUAAUUUCAGACGCUGGGUUAUACAAGUCUGCAACAGCUUCCGACAGUACAGUAAUUGAUGGAUGUGCCUUAUUAGUGAUUACAGAGCGCCCUAAGACUCCAUAUUUGACAUAUGAUAAACAACAGUUUGUUGGAAGUACAAGUGUAUUUAAAUGCUCAUCUGCAGUAAAACGACAUCCAAUGUAUCUUCCUAGCAAUUUGCAAUACAUCUGGUCUGUAGUCGGCAUUAAACAAGGCGACACAUUACGCAUUAAACAAGGCGACACAUUAAGCAUUAAUCCAAUUACGAAGUCUGAUAAAGGAAAGGAUGUGACAUGUGCUGUUACUGACGAUAGAGGAAAAGUCUCUGCCUCGAGCAAUACAGUUAGUUUAGAUCCGUACUAUGGUCCUGAAUCUAUUAGACUUUCAACAGACUCUGAAUCAGUCAAUGUUGCAAAAGGAAGUCGCUUUACAGUAACUUGCUUCGCAAUAUGUUAUCCCAAAUGCUAUUUUGUAUGGAAAGAAUGAACAAUGACCUAACAUACACAAUAAACGAUGUAUCUCAAAGUGAUGAUGGUAUUUAUUCAUGCGUGGUUACACAUCAAAAUGAUACUGCAAGGAUAGGAAAUAUUGAAGUAACAAUAAAUUUUUAUG
Messenger RNA from Mytilus californianus (California mussel), 1250 nucleotides. RefSeq lists its product as uncharacterized. The coding region runs from base 393 to 1124 and encodes 243 amino acids. The transcript has 3 exons. Lineage: Eukaryota; Metazoa; Mollusca; Bivalvia; Mytilida; Mytilidae. The record is from RefSeq and is a predicted model, not a curated record.